AUGGAUGAAUUUACAGACAUCCAAGACACACCAUCUGUGGUUGAACUUGUGGAAUCUGUAGACAACCUUAAUCUUUGUCCUUAUGAAGAAUACCAGAAACUUUGUAAAAAAUGGGCUGGAAAGAUAUACCCAAUAAAGGAGAAAGGAUGCCACACCCGCCUGGCUCUCAUCAUCUCACAUCUCAACAACACAGUGUUCCAUCAUCUCUCUCCUUGGCUGGGAGCCAAACGUGACAUUGCGGAGAUGAAGAAGCUUCUGGAGAGUCUCGGCUACACGGUGCAUGUGAAAAUGCAGCUCACAGCCAAAGAGAUGGAUUCAGCACUGAUGGCGUUCGCUGACCUCCUCAAACACAUCACUUCAGACAGCAUGUUCCUGGUGCUCAUGUCCCAUGGUCUCCUGGAGGGAAUCUGCGGCACCAUGCACAGCGAUGCCCAGCCUGACGUGCUGCCUUAUGACACCGUCUUUAGCAUCUUCAACAAUCGUAACUGCUCCCGCCUCAUGGACAAGCCCAAGGUCCUCGUCAUCCAGGCCUGCUGUGGGAAGAGCAGUGGGGUAGCAAGAGUGUCUGACUAUGCAGCCGGGUCAGACAGUCCAAGGCCACUGCCAGAAAAUUUGCAGGAAGAUUUCAUUUCCAGAACCCACAUUGAAAAGGACUUCAUCGCCUUCUACUCCUCAACUCCACAUAAUAUGUCCUGGAAAGACACUGAGAUGGGCUCUCCUUUCAUCACACAAAUUGUCACCUACUUUCAAAAAAACGCCUGUCGCCUUCACCUUGAGGAAAUAUUUUGUAAGGCAAGCAAAAGCUUUACAUGA
Molecule: messenger RNA, 813 nt
Organism: Suncus etruscus (white-toothed pygmy shrew)
Lineage: Eukaryota; Metazoa; Chordata; Mammalia; Eulipotyphla; Soricidae
Product: caspase-13-like
Biological process (GO): proteolysis
Molecular function (GO): cysteine-type endopeptidase activity
Source: RefSeq, a predicted model, not a curated record